Nerophis lumbriciformis (worm pipefish) is the source of this 1551-nucleotide messenger RNA. The record is from RefSeq and is a predicted model, not a curated record. NCBI's taxonomy places the organism in Eukaryota, Metazoa, Chordata, Actinopteri, Syngnathiformes, Syngnathidae.
AUGGCCAGGUUAAGUUUGAGGCGUGGGCUCCCUGUGCAUCCUGUGAGCUGCCUGGAUGAGCUAAUGGCAUCGGGCACCCGCAGAAGCAGCAGCGUACCAAUGGUCAGGCAGGCGUUCGGUGAGAGCGGCAGUAUCAUCAAACCCUACAGCGAGAUUCCCGGGUUGUGGAAGAACGGCAUUGCCAACCUGUACAAUUUCUGGAAGCUAGAUGGCUUCAAAAACCUUCACCGGAUUAUGAUGCAGAAUUUCAAUACUUUUGGACCCAUUUACAGAGAAAAAGUAGGAUAUUAUGAAAGUGUGAAUAUCAUCAACCCAGAAGAUGCUGCCAUUCUGUUCAAAGCAGAGGGUUCUUAUCCCAAAAGACUGAAAGUGGAAGCCUGGACCUCAUAUAGAGACUACAGGAAUCGUAAAUAUGGAGUUUUACUGAAGAACGGGCCAGAGUGGAGGUCAAACAGGGUCAUCCUCAACAAGGAGGUUAUCUCCCCAAAGAUGCUGGGCAACUUUGUGCCCUUGCUGGAUGAAGUGGGUCAUGACUUUGUGGCCAGAGUCCACAAGAAGAUAGAACACAGCGGACAAAACAAGUGGACAACAGACCUCUCCCAAGAACUCUUCAAAUAUGCAUUAGAGUCGGUGAGCACAGUGCUAUACGGGGAACGUCUGGGCCUGAUGCUGGACUACAUUGAUCCAGAGGUUCAGCAUUUCAUUGACUCCAUCACCCUCAUGUUCAAGACAACCUCACCAAUGUUAUACAUACCUCCGGCUCUCCUCAAAAGAAUUGGAGCUAAAGUGUGGCGGGACCACGUGGAUGCUUGGGAUGUAAUCUUUAACCAAGCUGACCGCUGCAUCCAGAACAUUUACAGACAGUUACGUAGGGACAGCGGUCACACCAAAAAAUACCCUGGAGUUCUGGCCAGCCUGCUCAUGCUGGACAAGCUGUCUAUUGAAGACAUCAAGGCCAGUGUCACGGAGUUAAUGGCUGGGGGGGUUGAUACGACCUCUAUCACAUUGCUGUGGACGUUAUACGAGCUGGCCAGACAUCCUAACCUUCAGGAGGAACUCAGGGCUGAGGUGUUAUCUGCUAGAGCACAGAGCCAAGGAGACAUUGUGGAAAUGCUGAAGAAGAUUCCUUUGGUCAAAGGAGCGUUGAAGGAAACACUAAGGUUACAUCCAGUUGCAGUGAGUUUGCAAAGAUACACAGCAGAGGACAUCAUUAUUCAGAAUUAUCACAUUCCAGCCGGGACACUGGUGCAGUUGGGGCUCUACGCAAUGGGGAGGGACCCUAAGGUGUUUUCUCGUCCAGAACAAUAUCAACCUUCUCGCUGGCUCCGGACUGAGACCCACUACUUUCGCAGCCUGAGCUUCGGUUUUGGCCCGCGCCAAUGUAUCGGACGCAGAAUAGCUGAGACCGAGAUGCAGAUCUUUCUCAUCCACAUGCUUGAGAACUUCCGGGUGGAAAAACUGCGACACGUGAAUGUGCAGAGUACCUUUGAGCUCAUACUUCUACCAGACAAGCCCAUUUUAUUAACAUUGAAGCCCUUGCAAAAUAAUUGA